AGAAUAAAGAGAAAAGGGUAGAGCUUUAUAUAGGAAGAAGCAAACACAACAGAGCUUUAGCAGAGUCCCAACGAUCUCAAAGUUCCCCUCUUUCUUUCUCUCCAUCUCCCUCCUUCACCAAAGUGUUCUUAGCUUUCUUAUUUCAAGGAGAGAGAGUGUGUGUGUGUGUGUGUGGAUCUCUCUCAUUCAAUCUCCUUGUCAAGAGCUUCCAGCCGCAGAGAACGGACCCUGAGAGAGAGAGAGAGUUUCAAAGCGUGGAGUCGUUUAGACGUCUGAUCAGCAGAUCCUCCUUUCGCAUGAUGCCGUCGUUUCAACAUCUUUCAGUGGCUGGUGACAUCUGAAAAUCUCAGUGGCAGAGAGAGAGAAAGCAAUCGAAUUUGAUUUAGCGAGCUCCGAGUUUGUUUAUAUUUGUAGUUUCAAGUGACAGUGUGGAACUACUGUAGCUUAAAAGAUUUGAGAAAGUGUGUGUGUUUUUGUUUUAAUUCCCAGGUCGAAUUGAAACUUGGUGAGAGAGAGAGGGGAGGGAGGGAGGAAGAGAGAGAUGCUGACGUGUAUAGCUUGUUCGAAGCAGGCAAACACCAAUAAUGGCGGAUCUAAAGAUGCAGAAGAAGAAGAUGAUGAAAGAGUUCUUGGAACACCCAGGUCUAAGCAGGCCGUUAAGUCCCUGACGUCACAGAUAAAAGACAUGGCAGUAAAAGCAUCAGGUGCUUACAAAAGCUGCAAACCGUGUUCGGGUUCUUCAAACCGGAACCACCACCGCCGUGAUUCAGAUGCUGCAUCAGCUUCUGGGAGGUUCCAUUAUGCGUACAAGAGGCCUGGAAGAAGCGGAAGCGGAAGCUCUACACCAAAGAUUCUUGGGAAAGAUAUGGAGUCAAGGCUAAAAGGUCUCUUGAGUGGAGAAGGAACACCUGAAUCAUUGAGUGGCAGGUCAGAGUCUUCUACAGUGUUCUUGGAGGGAGAAGAUGAUGAUGAGCCUAAAGAAUGGGUUGCUCAAGUGGAGCCUGGUGUCCUCAUCACUUUUGUUUCCUUGCCUGAGGGAGGCAACGAUCUCAAGCGUAUUCGUUUCAGUCGUGAGAUGUUUGAUAAACGGCAAGCUCAAAAAUGGUGGGCGGAGAAUUUCGAAAAGGUAAUGGAGUUAUACAAUGUGCAGCAGUUUAAUCAGCAGAGCGUCCCGUUUCCAACUCCUCCUACAUCCAAAGAUGAGAGCUCUACCAAGAACGGUCCUGCAACUCCACCUCUAAACAAUGAAUGCCCUCGAGGAAACGGCUACGCUUCUUCCGGCUCAUCACAGGCUCACCAACCAACAACAACACAAAGACAGAACCAGUAUCCAAGUGAUUCGUCUGGUCUCGCGACUACGCCAAAACCCUCUAGCAUAAGUGGCACCAAAACCGAGACGUCAUCGGUUGUUGGGUCUGCAAGAAGUAGUGGUAGCUCAUCAAGAGAAGAAGAAGAUGUAGAGCAGUCAGAGGAGGUCUCAGUAAGUAAUGCAAGUGACAGCGAAUCAGAAUGGGUAGAACAAGAUGAAGACGGUGUUUACAUCACAAUCAGAGCUUUACCAGAUGGGACACGCGAGCUUAGACGCGUUCGCUUCAGUCGAGACAGGUUUGGGGAAACGAAUGCAAGAUUGUGGUGGGAAGAGAACAAAGCUCGGAUACAACAGCAGUACUUGUGAUGCUCUCUGCAAGACUCUUUCACAGCAAAACCAAACACUUUUAGAAAAAAAUGUUUUACUUGCAGACAUAUUGAUAGAAAUAAACUGUUUGGUUUGAGAUAACGCAUGUGUUUUUUUAUAUAUAUAAUUGGUGGUCUUUUAGAUCUCCUCUCUUCAUUAGA
Molecule: messenger RNA, 1836 nt
Organism: Raphanus sativus (radish)
Lineage: Eukaryota; Viridiplantae; Streptophyta; Magnoliopsida; Brassicales; Brassicaceae
Product: protein Brevis radix-like 2
Exons: 6
Coding region: 542-1675 (377 amino acids)
Source: RefSeq, a predicted model, not a curated record